This is a messenger RNA of Dothidotthia symphoricarpi CBS 119687, 2331 nucleotides long. RefSeq lists its product as uncharacterized. NCBI's taxonomy places the organism in Eukaryota, Fungi, Ascomycota, Dothideomycetes, Pleosporales, Dothidotthiaceae. Bases 265 to 2046 code for a protein of 593 amino acids. The transcript has 3 exons. The record is from RefSeq and is a predicted model, not a curated record. Gene Ontology annotation, cellular component: cytoplasm; nucleus. Gene Ontology annotation, molecular function: mRNA binding.
UGUCUCAAACAUCACCGGCCACCCUCGACAUGCCUAUCGGCGCUGCGUGCUGAAAGCUUCAUCUUCCCCCUUUUCCGUCGCCGCUGACCCGUUUUGGUUCAUUUGCUACGAUACCCAACCUCAUUUCGCGGCAUCUGGCACUUUGAUCUUUAAUCUUCCGCGCGCUUGGUCUUGGCGCAGACGUACUAAACCUCGACCCUGUCCUUCUGCACCUGAUUUUCCCCUUCACACGCAACAGCUCAGCCUUCAACACACCAACACAUCAUGUAUGCCCAAUACGAACAGGGGCAGUCGGCGCGGUCGCCUGGUACCCACAGGAACCAGUCCCAGAAUGGAACUUUGCAUCGCAUGCCGUCUCGUCAAUUUGACGCCUACCAGCAGUUUAACCAAAACAAUCUUUACCAGCAAGACGAUCAGGCCAGGGGCUACGAUCAGUCACAGCCGCGUAAUCACGAACGCCUCCAUCAGACCGUCGGCUACGGCUACGAUAUGGGCGCGCCUGCAGGCUGGAAUACGAACGCCUUCUCACAAAAUGGCUUGGGUUCUUUGGGAGGCGCUGCCAGUGCUCGCAUGCGAUCGCAACAGCGGGGACGCAGUGCGAUUCCUACAGCAUGGAUGAACCAGACAGGACCAGCGGCAGGGCCUCCUGGCCACACCCUCUCGGGUCUCGGGAAUGGAAGUCCCAAUCUCAUGUUUGCCUCUGGCUUUGGACAAGAUGACGAGGAUGAUUCUGAAAAGCUGAUUCCCACGGCCAUGGUCAUCAAGAACAUCCCCUUCGCGGUCCGGAAGGAGCAGUUGGUUCAGCUGAUGACGGACUUGCGACUACCUCUUCCGUACGCUUUCAACUACCACUUCGACAACGGUGUAUUCAGAGGCUUGGCCUUCUGCAACUACACCACACACGAAGAAACAGCUACUAGCAUCGAGGCGUUGAACCACUUCGAGCUCAAUGGCAGGAAACUUCGCGUCGAGUACAAAAAAUUGUUGCCUGUUGAGGAACGUGAGCGAAUCGAACGUGAGAAGCGUGAGCGCCGCGGCCAGCUUGAGGAACAACACCGUCCGUCAGGAGGGCAGCUCCACUCCCAGGCGUCGUAUGGUUCUCUUGCCUCUCACAUGCCCGCUACAUCUCCCUCGCCAGUGUCUGGUACAAGGGGCCAGCCGAGGGCUGAUGUAGACAUGAACGACCCUCAAGUCCUGCAAUUCUACUCUCAGAUGCUUUUGUUCAAGCAGGCGGAAGAGCGCGACAGCAUGGUAUUCCCGUCAACCCUGACACCCACACAGCGUCGCAUCGUUCACACUCUGGCUCAUCAAUUGGGUCUCAUGCAUGUUUCUAGGGGCACCGGCGAGCAGCGACAGGUCCACGUCAUAAAAGUACAGGACACUCCAGGCCUGAGUCCACCUCUUUCGCAGAUGCCUACAAGCCACCCGUCCGACCAACCCCGUCGUACUCUUAAUCGCGCCGCAACGACCGACUUCAGCGACGUUCGGGACGGUUUCUACAACAAUGCCUUCGGCGGAAGACAAGCUUCAGGCCUUUUGGGUUUCCCUGAUUCACCGGGUGGGUUGAAUGCCGUUCCCAACCUACGAGGUGCUAGGUCGUAUGCGGAUCUCCGCUCCUACACUCCUUCGCCAGCACCUUCCACCGCCAGCCAUCCUGCGGGACGUCCGAACGGAAUCUCCCUCGAAGGGCUUGGAUUUAAUGGCAGUUUGACGAACCCCAACGGUACUCCCACGACCGGCUCUAUGUCGCAACGCGACGAAGGCUUGCUUGAAACAGCAAUGGGACGUAUGCAGCUUGGUGGAGGCUUCGGACAGAGCAGCAGCCCGCGUGCUCUUCGACAGAUGACCUCGUGGGAUGCUCCUGGACCAAUCGGCGGUCAUCGAACUUUCGGUAACGGCUACGAAGAUCGCCCUUCGAGGCAGCCUCGCGGGCCACUUCCAGAACGUGGACACGGUUUCGGCCGUCCUCGCCAGAAUGGUCAUCAGAACCGUGGUAGCGAUGAGCUCUCGUCGCAGUCCAACGCCGAACUCGUUGCAGGACAGUAAGCUCCUCGCUAUUCACUGAUGACACAGCACACCCACCCAACAUGUUCCCGCUCCUUGAACAACGAUGUGCGACGAAAUUCUUUGAAUGAACAAUGACGAUAUUACGGCUCACGACGUAUACGAAGAAUGAGACUACGACGGUAGAAACUACAUACCCACCAGGGGCUCGCGCUCCCCAUCUCGAAUCCCAAUUUGGGCAAUGAAAAGCAUAUAUGGACAUAUUAAGUUGUUGAUUGUUGUUGUUAUUGAAUUGGUUUUUUUGUUUUCUUUUCGGCUUCAGGUAGG